Molecule: messenger RNA, 840 nt
Organism: Coccidioides posadasii C735 delta SOWgp
Lineage: Eukaryota; Fungi; Ascomycota; Eurotiomycetes; Onygenales; Onygenaceae
Biological process (GO): N-acetylglucosamine metabolic process
Cellular component (GO): cytoplasm
Source: RefSeq, a predicted model, not a curated record
GCAGAUUCGGUGUGGAAUGCGGGCGGACUCUGGACGCUUUUCGCCAUCGCGGGGGCUGCUCACCUGGAUCUAAUUCCAGAGCUGAUUGAUCCCAAAGCUUUUUUGGGAAAAAUUGUCUGCGGCUGGGUGGGGAGGAUGCCCAAGGUCCCGACGGAUCCGGAAUCCGCCCCGGCUCCCUUUCAACUGACGGCGCUCGAUCGAGAGAUCCUCUCGCAAACAGACGAAGAAUAUAUUUCCCAUGACUGGGAGAAUCUGAAAGAUAUAAUAGCAACCAACUCCCUCCAUUUGUUCAAACGGAAGCCCUCUGACUUGGCCAAUUACAUAUCCUGGUCAACUGCCAUAAAGUCCCUCUACGGCACCAUCACCAAUUACAUUUGCCUUGAGCGUCUCCGAUGGCCUCUCAACCUGGACCCUGCCACACAGUGCGUCGAUCCGACGCCCUUCGCUGAUUCACGCGACUACCGAAUCCUCCGGAAUGACUGGCCCUAUGGCGUCACGCCCGAUAUAUCGCAUCUAGUUGUAUGGGUCAAGAAUGCAAUACCCGUGGAUGAACAGACUGGCGGUGAUCUUACACCCGAGUCGCGUAGGUCGAUCGACGAAUUUGUGCACAGAACGUUCGUAGUACGAUUGGAGGAGGAGUUUCCAGACGCAAAAGCAAGGGUGAUGUGGUUUAAGAACUGGACAGCGCUGCAAAGCGUAAGAUCCCUUGAACAUAUACACGUGCUCGUGCGUGGUGUUCCGGAUGAGAUUAUUUUUGAAUGGACAGGAGAGCCGGCCCGCAAACUCAGCGAUCCUACAGUUGGUUUGGAGAAUGCGCCCAUCCCUACGCCAGUCGUUUAG